CUGGGAAGUGCCUUUCUUGCGUUACAAUGUCAGUCAUAUGGGAGAGAGGUAAAUUAUACAUCGUUCUGAAUAGAAAGCUGACAGUGAAUCCGAGAUAUAUCGGGGAUGAUUACAUCUUCAGAAUGCACACGUCAUGGUCAUACAAGAUGGAAGAAAAAGGAAACAGUUGAGUGUCGCUAUAUAACGGAACAUGCGCAGAGGAACACAUCAGUAUCCCUGUGACUCAUUGAAGAAGCAACGGGAAAUGGGAUCUUUUGUCACAACUAUGAAGAUUCUGAUUCUGCUGUGUCUGUUCGUUAUAUCCAGUUGUUCAACUACGCCCAAACCCAACAGCCUGAUUUCAACACAAACGACAACCACUGAAGAAACUUCUACAGACUCAGAACUUAUAAAUAUUAAACACGAUCAAAAGACAGCUGACAUUACAGAUGGCGACAUUGUUACGAUAGAUGAAGAUGAGAUCGAGUCUAGUAAACGUAAGAGAACGAUCGAUCAAAACUUGGGUUACGGUUACAACGACAUUGCAGGUAGAACGAGACAAACCGACCAAUCGAUUCAGAAUUUCGGUACGUAUUUCCCACAAAACUCACAGCAGCCAACUCACCAGCCAGUUCGCUAUUAUUCACCCGGCAGUGCUACCAACCGGCUUCAGCAGCACGUGGACAACGGCCAUCGACCCGCGUCAAGCUUCAACAACCACGCGAACACUCAAGAAUCUGAGUACCUCGCUAAGUCCCCUACUUACCGUGGACCCGCUGCCGUGUCCGGAUCCUUACCUACCAAAGGUGCGCCUGUCUUCUCAACCCCUCGUUCACCCCAUCCAUUUUAUCUUUUCCCAGGGUCACCACCACAAGCCCCAGCGUUCUUCACUGGACAUUCUCUGACAUCACCACAUAACCCUUUCGCUGAUGUCACAUCCCACAACACGCAGAAUCCUUUCUUACCAGUUGGAAACUUCCAUGGGGGUCCACUGCUAUAUCAGCAUCCUGGUAGUAGCGGAGUGGCAUUUUUGCAAAAUCCUUCAGGAUAUUUUGGUCCACAAAUUGUGCCAGUGAUAAUCCUCCGCGUAACAAAUGACGCAAAUGGUAACAACGCCUUCCAUCAUCAGAGCGCUGUUUCUCCUUCUCUUAUUCAGACAGGUAUGCAUGGUCUCAACCUACAAACACUGCUAUAUCCUGUUCAACAGUUCCAUACGCCACAACAGAAUGUGUUUCCUCGAUAUUAUGCCACACAUAAUGACCCUGCCUCCCAGCAGUUAGUCCAGAAUGGCUAUCAAAGCGGCGAGACUCCAAAAACACACUACGUCCAACCCCCUGCAACAACAGCGACUCAGAUCCCACAACAGAAAAUCUCUUACGUGCAACAGAAUACGCCUUUGACACCAACACCGUCCCCAGAUUCGACACAGAAACUUAGGAAGACUGAUGUCAACGAGACAGGGCCGCUGAAUGAGUAUAAAUAUGAGUACAAAGACAAAGUUUGAAUUCAGCAUCACGCCGUCUACAUGAUAGACAUAAAUAUUUCAAUGCAAUGUUAAAAGCUUAGAAGAUUUUUCUGAGAAAAUUUGUUCAUAGCAGAACUUAAAUCACGCUGAAAGCCUCCAGCUACCUUCGUUUGAAGAAGGAAGACUUCAGAAUAUUCCAUAUAUUGUGUAUUCGAAUGAUCGAUUGAAGUCUUUGUCGACAGGAUGUAACUUUUUAAUUGUGUGUGUAUCUAUUGGCACUUUGCCAUCGUCUCAAGUAACCUUCUGGAGCUUGUAAAGAAGAAGACGAUUUGCGCAGUGUGUUCAAAUCGCAGACUAAAGCAGAUGCGGCAACUGUCAUGUUCUGUUCCAUAAUUUUAUCACGAUCUAGAACGGUAACAAAGGGCCAGUAGAACCAGAACAGAACUAGGAAUUGUUGCAACAUGCAAUAAUACUUGAUUUAAACUUUCCUGUACAGUUUAUUUUUGCUAUAAGUAGCGUAUGAACACUGUUCUGAAGUUAAAUAAGUUUCAACAAUUCAUACAUUCCAAUAAUUCACACCAGGACAAUUUCUAAAAUAAAUUUAUUUUCCAGAAGAAACAAGGGUUUAAUUGUAAUGGCCAAGUGAAAUACAAUUAUAACAAUGGUUUCUAUUGCUAUGUAAAUCCGAUUCAUUUUUAACAGAUCUACAGUAAAGCUGUUGCCAAUUACGAAAUACGAACAAAGCAAACCGCGUGGCGUGAAGGUAAUUCAGAGCAGUUUCUUGUUAUCUGCCAUCUAAUUUUAACUGUGUAUGAUCACGGUGGUGUUUUGCGUCUACGAGAGCAUUCUUCGUUAGGCUGGGUUUAUAUCCAGGUUAGUAUAGUCUCGUUAAAGAUGUACCGUCUGUAACUAACCCCACCAAACCAGGCCAAACCGGUAGAUCCAAACAGCAUUGUUACUUUUCUGUUAGUAUUAAAUUAAGAAAUCUUAAAUUAAUGUUGACGACAUAAAAGUGCCUAAAAGCUUUGCUUAUCAAGGGUUCACGUUUUGUAUGGGAUCAAAAAUCCAAUAAAGAAAUCGUCAAAAUUUUUCACAAAUAUAAUUUCGAGCAAUAUUCAAUGUCAGCUAACAUGGUUUGUUUUGAUCUGUACCAACUCUUAUACUUUAAAACAAAAGAUCAAUUAAUAGAAUCAAAAUAAAGACUAACCAAGCAACAUUAGUAUAAAAUGUCUCCAAGUCACCAAACGUUAAAAAUUUGACUAACAUUGAACAUCCAAUGGAUAAAAGAUACAAAUAUCCAUGAAAAGUUUUACUUGAAACCAAAUAAAUAAACACUACAAAAGAACAGAAUAAGAAAUUCGUCAGAAGACGGUAACUGCAUGUUUCAAUGCGACAGCAGAAUAUCGUAGUCUAUUUUACAUGCCAUUCUAAAACCGAGAAGUAAAAGGACUUUUUAUUACAACAAUGUAACAAUGUAGAUGAUAAGCAGUUUUAAUUUCAAUAAAAUGUUUGUUAUUGUUCUUGUAUGAA
This is a messenger RNA of Zootermopsis nevadensis, 2974 nucleotides long. RefSeq lists its product as uncharacterized. NCBI's taxonomy places the organism in Eukaryota, Metazoa, Arthropoda, Insecta, Blattodea, Termopsidae. The record is from RefSeq and is a predicted model, not a curated record.